CCGAACACUCCAACUUUGUCGUCAUUCCGCAUUCCAACCGGUUCCAAGAUUUCUCUACCGCGUCUCAACCUUAAACUUAUCCGAUCUGCCCGUCAACGAGACUUUCCGCGGCCAUGGCGCCGGCCGAUUCGUUAUCGGCGCCCGGGACGGCCACCUACGCCUCCGAUACGCUGGUAGUCGGAGAUGGGACUUGGGACUUCACCAAGAAUACGUUCCUGUUGCCGAAUCUUAUGGGCCUGAAUAUUGAUACUAUGCGAUACAAUGGCAUGGGCAAUCGCUUUUCGACGGUAGAACAGUACCAUCAAUUGGUCACCGGCCAUGGGAUUCUCGCUGUCAUUACCUUCCUUUUUGUUGUGCCGGCUGCGGUCAUGUACGCAAGAUUUAGACCGUACGGCUCUUCUCUUCGGCUGCACGCAUAUUUACAAGUCUUCGCCGUCCUUCUCUCCACCGUUGUAUUUGUGCUCGGAUAUUUCGCUGUGGGUCCAAGUCGAAGUUUGACGAAUCCUCACCAUGGAAUCGGAGUAGCCAUUUAUACAAUGAUUAUGGUUCAGAUUGUCGGAGGCCGUCUGGUGAAGCAUAUCCGAAGAAAGUCAUUUCGACUCAUGCUCCACCGAUGGCUUGGGAGGGCGAUUGCAAUCCUAGGAAUUGUACAGAUCCCACUCGGACUCACGCUCUACGGGUCGCCUCUGUAUACUUUCAUCCUCUAUGCUGUGUGGAUGGCAAUUCUCUUUUUCACAUACUUCAUCCUCAGCUGGCGGCAUGAAAGCAACCGCGAACGUGAAGAUUUCCAUGGCGGUCGAUCUGAGGUUACAGAGUCGGAGCGAAAGUCUGGGCAUGGAGGGGGCUUGCUAGGCCCGCUAGCAUUAGGAGCUGGCAUCUGGGCACUCAUGCGUGGAAGAAAGAAACAUGAAGACGAACGAGACGAAAGCAUCAGUAGGAGCAGCCGUAGUCGUGCUCCUGAGGUCAUUCCGUCCCAGAGAGGCUCCGAGAGCUAUAUGGACGAAAAGAUUUCUGAAAGAACUGACCGCCGCGAGGGUGGUGGUAUCACGAAUUGGCUUCUCGGUUUGGCAGGACUUCUUGGGGCUGGGAGUUUGGUUAAAGGGGCCCGGGAUAAGAGAGAACGACGAAGAUAUGACGACGAAGAGUACUCAGCAGUCCCGACGGAUACGCCUAGUCGAUUCAGCCGUCCCAGUGGGGCUCGAAAAACUACUACCGACCAGUAUACCGAGAGUGAGUUCAGUGACGAUCGGACAGACUUACAUGCUCGCCCAAGGCCACACACACCAUUAUUACCUGGUCCUAGAAACCCUGCCGCUACGACUGUUCUAAGCGGUACAGACACCGAACCCGUUACACCACGCCCAUUGCACUCUCGACCACCUCCCCCAGAAAGUAGUUACAUCUCUGACUAUUCAUCAUACGUGAGCCCGUCAAGGCGGCCCGUGGAUGAUGACAAAAGUAGUGUCGCAAAGGGCGUUCUCGCUACCAUUGGACUGGGCUGGCUGGCUAAGAAGAUGAAGGGCAAACGAGAUGAAAAAGAGGAAGAAGAGGAACGUCGAAAGUUAGAGGACGAGAGACGGGGUGGACGCCGCGGCUCGAAAUUUACAGGAGAUGGGUUUAGUACCCCGACAAGGUCAUCGCGACGUCGCCCACCCGCGCCAUCUGCUCUAACUGCCACGACUUAUACCACCGACACAGAAUCAUCCAAGCUUGAAUCCCGUCCUCCGGGAACCAGUGUUAGUGGCCCCCCAAUGCCACCCCUUGGCCCUAGAGGUUCGCAAGUUCCCGCUCCAGCACCAGUUCCUGUCCCCGGCCCGCAUUCGCACUCGCACUCUCAUUCACGGUCUCGGUCGAGAUCGACGAGGAAUAGCGGUCUCGGCGAUCCCAUUUCGAUGCCGGCUAUGCCACCGGACCCACACGGUGUGCUCCACCCAAUCCGCCAAGAAUCUGUUACCGACUCUUUCGCGUCCAGUGGCGGUGGGCUUCAUAGGCAAGGUUCGUCACGACACCGUAGCAGAGAAGAAGCUGCAGCUGCUCCUGGGUCUUCGAGUUUAGCUGCUGAGGAAGAUGAACGUCGCCGAAGGGAUCGCAGCCAAGCUUCCACCCAACCUGUCAGUGUCAAAGUAAGAUACCAUGACGACCGGGAUAGGAACAUAACACUGCGUCGCCUUACCGAACAAGAAGCGGAGGCAGCACGGCGUGGCAAUCGAGGAAGGUCGGAUUCUAUUAGUACUAUAUCCGACAGCGAAGCACCUAGCCGACGAUACCGACGUGACUCAAGUUCGCAUAGGACGGCAGAUGAAGCUGCAACUGAGAGACUGGUUUCCUCCGAUCCGAUGUCGCCGCCUUCUCCUGCGUUUGCCGGAGGCAGACGUGCGGGCAAGGACUCGGCUUACUACUCUGGUCAACCGGGUCCUUCAGGCGGAAUGGCGAUGGCAAAUCCGACCAUCUCUAGCAUAGCUACGGACAGUCAUGCGUGGAGCGGGAUGAGCCCGUCGCCUAGCGGACCGACGGGUACGCAAGGCUCGAUAGCUCCGUCAGCUGCGGAACGGAGACGACGGAGACGGCUUGAAAGGAGAGAUCAAAGACCUGGAUCGGGCACGGUCGAUUAUACCUGAUGUGUCGGCAACCGCGUAUAAUCAUUUCCAAUACGCAUUUGCUAGGUGUUUUGGCGUCUACUUUACUUUGAUGAUGAUUCGACUCGUCCAUGAACUUGAACGUAUUCCCAGGGAGCAUUGUUCGGCGAAUAUAUCCACCUUUCUAAGA
Molecule: messenger RNA, 2766 nt
Organism: Annulohypoxylon truncatum
Lineage: Eukaryota; Fungi; Ascomycota; Sordariomycetes; Xylariales; Hypoxylaceae
Exons: 2
Coding region: 114-2618 (834 amino acids)
Source: RefSeq, a predicted model, not a curated record